This is a messenger RNA of Trichoplusia ni (cabbage looper), 2531 nucleotides long. Its product is annotated as ubiquitin-conjugating enzyme E2 W. The coding region runs from base 83 to 547 and encodes 154 amino acids. NCBI's taxonomy places the organism in Eukaryota, Metazoa, Arthropoda, Insecta, Lepidoptera, Noctuidae. The record is from RefSeq and is a predicted model, not a curated record. The transcript is spliced from 6 exons.
UAAUGCUGAAAACACCUUAAAAAUAUCUAUUUGGAAAACAAUAUUUCGAAACUAGUAACAUCAAACGUCUAAUUGGAUUACAAUGGCGGCUAUGUCCCCGUCUGAGCGGAGAUUACAGAAAGAACUUAUGUCCCUGAUGAAAGAACCGCCACCAGGAGUCACCGUAGACGGAGAUCAGGCCAGCCAAAAUCUAACACUGUGGACAGUACACAUGGAAGGAGUUCCCGGCACACUAUAUGAAGGCGAAAAAUUUGUAUUGCAAUUUAAAUUCACAAACAAGUACCCGUUUGACUCUCCCGAGGUGACGUUCAUAGGCAAUAACAUACCAAUACACCCGCACGUGUACUCCAACGGCCACAUCUGCUUGUCCAUACUGACGGACGACUGGUCGCCCGCGCUCUCCGUGCAGUCCGUCUGUCUGUCCAUCGUGUCAAUGCUCAGUAGCUGUAAGGAGAAGAAACGGCCACCAGAUAACUCAUUUUACGUUAAAACCUGCAACAAAAAUCCUAAGAAGACGAAAUGGUGGUAUCACGAUGACUCCGUCUAACAAUAUACCGCGUCGCUGUAUCGAGCAUGGACGAUAAAUCUCAGUAUGUGUUAAGUGUUAUAACUAUACGGUAUAUUAUUGUAAAAUGUUAUGUACAUACGACGCGUGUCGCAUGAGGCGACGUGCGCUGCGGGCUGCGCGCUGCACAGAACGUCGCGCUCUGCACAGAGCGGCUGCGGCUUGCACACGGGGGACUGUGCGCUGCACAGAGCGGCUGCGGGGCCUCGCCGCGACCCGCAGGCGCCGAGCAACAUCUCCAGGGCGUUUGCUGAUGUUGGCGAUGCUAAAUUUACGAGUACGGAAAUGCUGGCGCGUAUUGAAGAAUUGGGUAAAUACUUAUAAUAGUACAAUUUUAAUUUGUUCCGAUCUUCACCCUAUGUAGCUGGCUAUUUACGUGUUUAUCAACUGCUGUACUGUCAGAUUCAAGUGUUUACGUCGAUUUAUAUUAUUCGAUCUAACGAUAGAAUCUAUCUUGUAUUUUGUGUCAAUAAUAUUAUCUCUAGUAAUAUUUUAGAAGUCUGCCGCAUGUAGAUAGACAGACAAAUACCUAUUUGUAGUCAUGUAUUAAACAGUUAAGAAACGGUUUACCCAUAUUUUUCAAUAAUGCAGCUGUGUUCGAAUUAUUGUUUAGCUAGUGACUAAACACUGCAUGCUUACCCUACAUUCCGAAAUAUUAUUCAUUCAAAGUAACUCGUUGCACGCGGAUGCCAUAGUUGUAAUAGUUCGCCAUGGAAAUGCAACGAAUGAUAAGUUCAUAGCUUCUAUUACGUAUUGGGGCGAGUCCACAGUGUUGCGUUGCUAGCUAAUCGGCCUUACUUAUAAACGGGGCCUAUGUAUUGAUUAGUCCAAAAUGUGUCGUCAUUAUUCUAUAAAAUUCAAAAUGUCACAUAUGACACUGACAAACUUCAUUGAUUAAUAAAUUAAAUAACUUCGUUUAUAAGUGAAACCGAAAUGAAUAAAAUUGUACCAUCUUAAAGGGUUUGUCAGUGCUAAAUUAAACAUAUACUGUAAGUAGAGUAAUAGGGUAUGAAAUAAUAAUGUACCGUAAUCGGAGUCUUUGUUCACACAUCAGUCAUACUUUGUUUAGUUGUAUAUAAUUUUUAAUUUUUACUAUUAUUGUGAUUUUACCAAGUUGAUUGCAGGUUAUUCACGCUAUGUCAAUGUGGUACAGGAUCAUAGGGUUUUGCUGUAAGCCUGUUUAAACUCGGCUUCUAAUAUUCAUAUUAUUUACGGAAACAAGUUAUGUACAUUGAGGCUUAAAACGUAUUUCAUUUGAUUGUAAUAGAUGAUCAAAGGAACGACUAAUAUGUAAAGCUUUAUAUUUUUGCAGGCUUUGGGAAUUUUAGUCAAUAACGCUUGAUAUCUGCUGCAAUACUUUCUCUAGCCAGAAUGAUUAAUGUUCAUAAUAUUGUGAUCACAACUAAAUGCAAUAACCUUCUCUUAUUUCUUUUUAUAUUUGUAGGUAAACUAUUCUUACACAUGAUGAUGAAUGUAAUUUUUGUAUGAAAUUUUAUUUACGUACGUCGUUAAGAGAUUCAUUGAAUCGUAUACUAACAUUUACAUGUAACACAGCAUUGAUUAUCGAUGUGAAUAUAUCUAUUUAUGUCCGCCUUAGGCACUGGGCUGCGCCUUUAAUAAAUAUAUACUAACCUCUUCAAUGCAUUCAACUAGUCUACUUCAAAGUAUUUAAAUAAUGUGUUUAUGCAAAAAAAUAAGUUUUUGAGAAAAUAAAUUAUCAAAAGUAAUUCUUUUAUUUGGCAAUCUUGUACCGGUGCUAACGCUUUCUCAUAAAUUCAUAUUUGUCAAAUAAUAUUGUCAUAUACUUGUGAAUGGUAACCUUCACAUUAGGCUAGCAACACAUUCCUGUAUUAUUAGAUGGAAAAUUGUUUGAUGAUGCGUACCUUGAUUUACUAAAAUGCAUUAUAAUUGUGUAUUAUUCAAACAACCUGCUUAAUUUAUUGAAAUAAAAAUAUAGAUAAACAUG